Molecule: messenger RNA, 426 nt
Organism: Adineta steineri
Lineage: Eukaryota; Metazoa; Rotifera; Eurotatoria; Adinetida; Adinetidae
Source: the annotation of a GenBank genome assembly
AUGCCAAUUUCCAGUGGUUUUUCACAAGAUCCAUAUCCAGAUGCGAGUUAUUAUGUCCGUAAACCAGGUAAAACAGAAAUGCUAGAUGAAGCAAUCUAUUACAAACGUGAUGAACCUUUCGAACGACCUGUUGAAAUUAUUCAUCGACCAGUUGUCAAAGAGACAAUUUUUAUGCCUGAUCGUAGACCACCACCAUUAAUUCAUACUCGAGAUACAUAUGUAGUUUCUCCUCAGCCAGAACCAAUUGCAUAUACAACAACAUCAAAUGUUGCACCUCCAAGAUCAUUUGAUCUUAUUCCGGCGUUAGGAUUAAAUGCUGAUUGUCCAUGUUGGUCAUGGAUAUGUAUUCUUUUAGCUUUUCUCGUGUUACUUGGUCUUGUUGGCAUGUGUUUAUAUUUUAUUCUCAAACGUUAUGAUUAUAUCUAA